AUGUAUCCCUGGCAUGAUUGUCUGAUGGUUAUUCGCAGAUUCGUGCCCCCUUGUUGGACUCCGUGGUGGGUGGUGAGCAUGGUUGAUGGAUUGCAUGAGCUAAAUUAUGGCUACAAACAACUCAGUAUCUAUAGAGGGUCCACACCGAAGUUUAAGACAUUGCUUACAAAGAAAUCCAAAGUGAUUUCUUCAAAAACCUGGCCAAGGUUUCUUGUCAUCGGGUCUUCUGAUGAUGAGGCCUUGAAGACAUUAUCGCCUUUUGCGAUUCCGAAAGGACUCAAAGGCUUGGCCGGCGAGCCCAAAAGUGUUAAGAAAUUAAGGAGUGGCUCCUUGUUGGUCGAAUGCUCAACAGAGAGUCAUUCCAGAAAUCUUCUUAAAUCUAAACAACUAUGUAAUAUUCCCAUCAAAGUCAGUCCUCACGCCAGCCUUAAUUCCUCUAAAGGGGUAGUUCGCUCUACGGAUUUGGAAGGAGUUUGUGAAGAUGAGAUUUGCGAAAAUCUCUCUUCACAAUGUGUCACAUCAGUCAAGCGGAUUAAGGUCCGUCAGAACAAUGAACUGGCUUCGACGAAUACCUUGAUCCUCACAUUCAAUACACCAACCCUUUCAGAUUCUAUCAAAGCAGGUUAUUUGAAUAUAUCUGUUGUACCGUAUAUUCCCAACCCUUUACGGUGCUUCAAAAGUAAAAAAAUUGUACAUGGUCAAACUACAUGCCGUAACAGAUUGACAUGUGCUCGUUGUGGUCAAUUUGACCAUGACAGCAAGGAGUGUCAAAAUGAUAUGGCGUGUACCAAUUGUAAAGGGAAACACUGUGCGUACUCUCGAGAGCGCCCAAAGUGGAAAGUGGAAAAAGAGGAACAACAUGUGAAAGUUGAAAAACACAUCUCUUUUAUAGAGGCUAGAAAGGUUGUUGAAGCAUCAAUAUCUCCAGCAGCUGGUAAAUCGUAUGCUGCUGCUGUGAAAGUAUCCACAACCAGUAUAGCCAUUCAGACUGACCUUACAUGGCCCAGUGGUGAGGAUAAAUUUAAGAACAUUUCUGAUCUUGAAAAAAAUUAA
Molecule: messenger RNA, 1053 nt
Organism: Gigantopelta aegis
Lineage: Eukaryota; Metazoa; Mollusca; Gastropoda; Neomphalida; Peltospiridae
Exons: 1
Coding region: 1-1053 (350 amino acids)
Molecular function (GO): nucleic acid binding; zinc ion binding
Source: RefSeq, a predicted model, not a curated record